Molecule: messenger RNA, 342 nt
Organism: Colletotrichum lupini
Lineage: Eukaryota; Fungi; Ascomycota; Sordariomycetes; Glomerellales; Glomerellaceae
Exons: 1
Coding region: 1-342 (113 amino acids)
Source: RefSeq, a predicted model, not a curated record
AUGACAUUUUUACGUACCAUUCUGGAGCGUAUGGUUUCGUCUUCGGUUCAUCUCUCAUUUCAUCCUCUUUUUUAUCCACCGCCAUUUCCAAACUCUUUGUCUAUUUACUUUUUUGUGUGCUGGGGGAGAAAGAAAGAGAGGGAAAACAUCACCCCAAAUCGAACGAACCUUCUUCUCUACUCCGUACCGCGAUCUGGGUUGCGCCUUUUCCGUUUUUCUGGGUGCUCGUCUUGCCGGUUCGCCAUCCAUCUCCGAUACGGCAACGUCCAUAGUAUUUCAUAUCCAGACUACCUCACCUCACGGCACCCGUUGUCGCCCUCCAACAGUGGAUAUUCCCAAUAG